Penicillium soppii is the source of this 2172-nucleotide messenger RNA. Its product is annotated as rRNA (cytosine-C5-)-methyltransferase NOP2. The transcript has a single exon. Gene Ontology annotation, cellular component: nucleolus. The record is from RefSeq and is a predicted model, not a curated record. Gene Ontology annotation, molecular function: rRNA (cytosine-C5-)-methyltransferase activity; RNA binding. NCBI's taxonomy places the organism in Eukaryota, Fungi, Ascomycota, Eurotiomycetes, Eurotiales, Aspergillaceae. The coding region runs from base 1 to 2172 and encodes 723 amino acids. Gene Ontology annotation, biological process: rRNA base methylation; maturation of LSU-rRNA.
AUGGGUGUCGGUCGUCGUAUGGGAACAAAGCAGGGCAUUCCCGCCCCGCUCGAUGAGUCAAAGAUUACCACCCUGAAGAAGCGCAAGGCCGGCAGCGGCAGCGCAGAGGCGCCCUCGAAGACUGCCACAACGAAGCGUCGGAGAUCCGAUGCCGAGGAGGCUGCCCCCAAGAAGAAGAAGGCCAAUGGAACCCCUGCUAAACCUGCCAAGGCCCCCGUGAAGGCCGAGAAGAAGGUUACAAAGAAGGCUGUACCAGUGCCUAUGUCAGACGACGACGAGGAUAUGGAAGAUGAUGAGUUCGGUGAUCUCGAUGGAGUCAGCGAUGGCUCAAUGGAGGGACUUUCAGACCUGGAGGAUGAUGAUUCGGUUGUCGACUCUGAUGAGGAAGGUGGUCACGCCCGUGGAGCCAUGUUCUCUGACGAUGAGGACUCCGAUGCCGAAGAGAGAUUGACCGCCGCCAACAUCGAGGGUCUGUCACGGAAAUUGGACGCUGAGCAACAGGAAGAGGACGAAGAUGCCGCGCAGGAAUUGCAGGAGGCUCAAAUGCAGACCAACAUCGCUGCACCCGAUGUGUUCGCCGACCAACAGCAGGGUCUCGCACCUGAUCUGCAGCUCCUCCGCCAGCGCAUCACAGACACUAUCCGAAUUCUGGGUGAUCUCAAGACCCUCGGCGUGGCUGGAAAGUCGCGUACCGACUACGUCGAUCUCCUGCUCGACGAUAUCUGCACUUACUACGGCUACACUCGAUUCCUCGCCGAGAAGCUGUUCAACCUGUUCACCCCCAUGGAGGCCUUUGCCUUCUUCGAAGCUAACGAGACCCCUCGCCCCGUCGUCAUCCGUACCAACACUCUGAGAACCAACCGUCGAUCCCUCGCUCAGGCCCUGAUCAAUCGUGGUGUUGUCCUCGAACCCGUUGGCAAGUGGUCCAAGGUCGGUCUGCAGGUCUUCGAGUCCCCUGUGCCUCUGGGUGCUACUCCUGAGUACCUGGCUGGUCACUACAUUCUCCAGGCCGCUUCCUCGUUCCUCCCCGUUAUGGCUCUCGCUCCCCAGCCUAAUGAGCGUGUCCUCGAUAUGGCCUCCGCCCCCGGUGGUAAGACAACAUACAUGUCUGCUUUGAUGCGCAACACUGGUUGUGUUAUCGCAAACGAUGCCAGCAAGCCCCGUGCUAAGGGUUUGAUUGGUAACAUUCACCGUCUCGGCUGUAAGAACACUAUUGUGACCAACAUGGAUGCUCGCACUGCUUUCCCCAAGGCUAUGGGUGGUUUCGAUCGUGUUCUGCUCGAUGCUCCUUGCACCGGUACCGGUGUUAUCUCGAAAGAUCCCGGUGUCAAGACCUCCAAGAACGAGCGCGAUUUCCUCGCCAUUCCCCACAUGCAGCGUCAGCUUCUGUUGGCCGCUAUUGAUUCAGUCGAUCACGCUUCCAAAACUGGUGGAUAUGUUGUCUACUCUACUUGCAGUGUGACAGUCGAGGAGAACGAGGCUGUUGUGCAGUAUGUGCUGCGCAAGCGUCCCAACGUCAAGAUCGUGGACACCGGUCUCGGUGGUUUCGGUAGCCCCGGUUUCCUUAGCUACAUGGGCAAGACUUUCGACCCCAAGAUGGCACUUACCCGCCGCUACUUCCCUCACCGCGAGAAUGUCGACGGCUUCUACGUCUGCAAGCUCAAGAAGGUUGCCGUAACACCGGCUGCCAAGACAGACGACACUGAAUCCCGUUCAUCUGGCCGCAAGAAGUCCCGUAGCGCUUCCGCAGCAUCCUCAGAUGAUGAGUCUAUUGACAAGACUCCCAUUGUUGAUGAGAAUGGACACGCUGCCGACUUCGAGGGUGGUGCCUUCAGCUCGUUUGAGGAUCCCCAGGACGCUGAGCGCAUUGCUCGUGCCGAGCGCAACCGUCUGCGUCGCAAGGGUCUUAACCCUAAGGGUGUUUUGAACAAGCCCAAGAGGACCAAGGCUGAGGCCGAGGCAUCGCAGAAGACUAGCAAGAUAGAGGCGCCCAGCAAGGAAGAAGAGACCAAGACUGUUGCUUCCAAGAAGUCCACUAAUGAGCCCAAGGGUGAGAAGAAGACCGUCACCAAGGGUAAGGAAGAUAAGAAGCCCGUGACCGCGGACAAGGAUGAGAAGAAGCCCAAGGCUAAGGGCGAGAAGAAGGAGAAGGCCAAGAAGGCCAGCAAAUGA